Messenger RNA from Galeopterus variegatus (Sunda flying lemur), 2496 nucleotides. RefSeq names its product spermatogenesis-associated protein 31C2-like. The transcript has 4 exons. NCBI's taxonomy places the organism in Eukaryota, Metazoa, Chordata, Mammalia, Dermoptera, Cynocephalidae. The coding region runs from base 1 to 2496 and encodes 831 amino acids. The record is from RefSeq and is a predicted model, not a curated record.
AUGAAAGACAAACCAGAGCAGCUGCCCAGUCCUCAGCAGCUAUCUGGUCCCAAGGUGUUGCAGGGCCAUUUACAGUACAAAAUCAGCCAGCUCGUCUGGGGCCUCUUCUUUCUGCACAGUGACUCCCUGGUGGCUACAAUCAGGUGCUACUCACCACAGAUUGUGGCCCAGGGAGCACCUUGCCCUACAAACCAGCAGAAGGCCCAGCUUCUUAUCCCAACUUCCAUCCAAUGCCUGGCACGUGACCUUUUGAGGAAGGAACAAGAAAGUCAGAGGGAUUUACCCUGUGUGGUCAAGAAGCCGCAGGAAGCCUUUAGCCAACUCACCCCCGACAGUGAGGCCUUCCAGGACCAUGAGUCAGUCUCCCUCCUCCCAGGAGACUUCUUCAUCCCUGAGCUCCAGGAGCAACUGGAGGAACACCUUCAGCAGAGGUUCACACAGCACUGCUGUGGGCUGUCCCCCAGGCCCCACGUGUCUCCAGACCUGAUACAGCCUCAGGACCUUCAGCAGAGGUUCACACCGCACUGCUGUGGACUGUCCCCCAGGAACCAUGUGUCUCCAGACCUGAUACAGCGUCAGGACCUUCAGCAGAGGUUCACACCGCACUGCUGUGGACUGUCGCCCAGGCCCCACUUAUCUCCAGACCUGAUACAGCGUCAAGACCUUCAACAGAGGUUCACACCGCACUGCUGUGGACUGUCCCCCAGACCCCACUUGUCUCCAGACCUGAUACAGCCUCAGGACCUUCAACACAGGUUUACACAGCAGUGUUGCAGACUGUCCGCGAGGCCCCACAUGUCUCCAGACCUGAUACAGCCUCAGGAUGAAUUCCCAGGGAUUUCUCAGGUAAAGGACAGGCAUGGGCCCUCUGUGUUUAUAGGUGGGAGCAGCCAGAACAUGGAGAAAAUGGAAUUCAGGGGCCCAGCCAAAUUCCAGCUUGGGGAGAUCCCAAGCAACGAUCCAAAACACAGUCUGCGGAGGGUCCUAGAAGAUCUUCCCAGGGCUUUGGAAAGCAACUCACGGAAGGUUCCAGGGGCCAACACUGAGAAAAAGUCAGAAAGGGACUGGAUGAGGCUAUUGGGAAGUGACUCAGGAAAGGAUUCACCAAGAAGCCCAGAAAUGAAGCAUCUAGAAGACAUCGUAGAAGUCCAUUUGCACAGAAAACUGGGAGAGAUCAACAAGGGCAUGUUCCCUGAGGAUGUUCAUCGUCCCAGUCUCACUAAUGGCCAUCUCUUGUCUCUGGAAAACUCAAACAUUCACAUGGAAAGUGGAAACCUAGCACCCUCCGAGGGCGAGGAGUCUAACGUGAACACCUCCCAGCAGCUUUCCUUCCUUGAUGUGCACACUCGACAGGUGCUGGAAGUGCAUAUUAAAAGGUUUCAGGAAAGCCAUGAGAGGAGACAGACCCUCAAGGUCCACAAGCCCCCACAUCUUCUUAAGGUACAAAAAGCUCAACCUUUGUCCCUUUCACAGCCUGCCUUUCUCUCAUCAGCCACCAGGGAUUCUGAUGCCAAAUCCAUAGCUGAGGCUGCCAAUGCCCCGGGAGAACCUCCUCACCAAGAUCCAGGAGACAAGGUGGCAGCAAAAACGUCAGUUUCCAUCCAGCGUAGUCCUCAACCUGGUCCCUUGCCUGUGUGUAAGGGAGCUCAGAGGUCUGCAUACAAAACAGAGACCCCAUCUGGUGACAACAUCUUGUCUACUCAGGCCUCUCUGUCUAGCUUCCAGAGCAUGUCCAGCAGCAACACAUCAGCUUUCCAGGGGGCAUGUGACUUCUUAUCAAGGGAACAGAGCAGCCAGGGGCAGGAGGAGCCCAGGAGCCCAAAAUUUCAGAACCUACGGAAAAGCCUGAGCAAGAUGUUUGGCCCUAUUGGCAGGAGAGAGGGCCGCAGGAGGCUCACGCAAGGAAGGCAUGAGCAAAUGCUCACAGGAUUAAGCCCCUCUGCCCAGGACACGGAGUCAGUAGAGUCCUUAAGUAGCCAGUCCUCCCGGCUCCUGCCAGAGAAGGGACAAGCAUCCCCAGAAAGCCACUUCAAGAAAAGGAUCAGGUGCUUUCUGCAUUGGAUUGUCCCCAGUGAAAAAAGCAAAGGGCACAAAGAUCCCCUGCAAAAAGUCAAGCCCGCACCAGCCGCCGCCUGGAGCCGUGGACCAGUCCCAAAUGGACUGUUUGUGGACAAUGGCAAGGCUGAAGCCCAGGCGCUCAUGACCACUCCCCAGUGGGAGGGUGUUCCAGCCACCACAGGAGUCCUUCCUACACCAGAGCAAAGAGCCGUGAUGAGAAGUAUGGCCUACAGUCACCAUGCCACCCCAGUGGGUCACAGCCAUCCAGUUAAGCACAGAGAUGGGGACAGCAGUUGGGCCUCACUUCCCAGGGAGCAUGUGUCACCAGCCAGUCCCUGCCAGCAUAGGCCACUGCUGCUCCAGGGUCACAGGCCUGGGAAGGCCACCUUCGUCUCAGAGGGCCAGGCCAGGGAUGAUCAUUUCCAAUGGUCCAUCUGA